ACGCAAACAUUAAUACUGUUAUUAAUUUGCAAUUCGCCUUUGCUUUGUUUAUUCCUUGACAACUUGGGAAUUGUCUUUCAGCGGAAUCAAAACGGCAAAUUCCCUCCAGCCAAGCGAAAAUCAAUAUCUUCAUCUGGAACACAACCUCGAUUCGCUCCUCUUUGCCUCUCGUUCUAAGUUUUGUCUCCAUCCAUUUGGCGGGCGUUUUUUGUUGAAAUCAACUGCUAGGUUUCGCAGAACCGCCAAGAACAACGACAAAUGGAUUGGGGUAACGUGACCGCGGAGGAUCUAGUCGAUGCGCUCCGGGAAGUUGACUGGUCGUCGCCGCCCCGCCCUCUCUCUGAGUUCUUGUCCAGGUUUACCGUUCCUAGAUCCUCCGCUACGUGGAACAGCCGCCUCAAAUGCAAUCUAUACUAUUACAGGACCAACUACUUCAUUAUGAUCAUUCUCAUCCUUGGUUUGGGUUUCCUCAGGAGGCCUCUUGCUAUAGUGGCUGCUCUUUUAACAGCUCUCAGCAUUGCAUUUCUGAAUGACAGCUUUGCAGGUACUUUCAGUGAGAAGGUUACAAGAACAUUGAGGCAGUUUUCUCCACAUUUAGCGGCAAAAAUGAGGCCUCCUCUUACGCCUGUCAUCCGUGGACGUCCAUCAGCGAAAAGAGCAAUUUAUAUAUGUGGUCGCUCUCGUUGGGUGUUUGUCCUGAUAUUUUCUGCUGGUAUUCAGAAACUUAGGCAGUUUUAUGUUGGCCUCCUUACUGUUUUGUGGGCACUUGCAAUUGGACUACUUGCCAUUUUUAUCCAUGCAAGCUUUAGAACACCUAAUCUGAAAGCACGUCUAAACACAUUCCGGGAGGAAUUUUGAGCAGUUUGGCGUAAUUACAGUGAGCUAUAAGAUUGGCCGAGUCGGAAUUUGUAGCAUGGUUUUGACGGGGCAUGGAUUUGAAUCUUGCCUGAAGAAAAUAUGUUUCUGAUGACAACUUUUCUUUUCGCUAUCAAUUGGUAUCUUUAAGGCAGUGGAGUGUGGUUCUCACUUCUCACCAUGUGAUGGACAAUGAAGUAUUGAGUGGCUUGGAUGAAUAAUUUAGAUUGAUAUGCGGUUGAAGUUCAUUCACUUGUUGAUAUCUUUUGUCAGGACCUCUUGUUCUGUAAAGAAAUUGUGUGUUAUAACCCGUACCGGAGAAAGCAUUUGUGGGUAUGUUAAUUUAUCCUGAAGUCCACUAUCUUGCUCUUGUUUUAAUUACUUGCUUGCAUGUGUUAUUGUGAAUGACCUUUUCCAGAGUGUUUGGUAUUAGCAAUGGGAGCCAGCCCGAGUGCGUGGCAUCCUUCCUCUGAUACAGUGUUCCCUAUCGACUAAUAGUUUUGCUGUGUGAUAUCCCAGUUUUGGAUCUCGAAGCAGUUUGAACCGAAUCACAGAUUUUGUGAUGUCAAGGAACUGAUUGUAAUGCUGUAACGGUAAAUAAGUUUGUUUAUUACUAAUUUCUGCCUACUUCGGGUUUAGAAAAUAGAGAUGGAAGGAGUGCCACCGCCACGUGUGUAUGUGUUCGAAUGUCAAUAGGGGAUGCGUUGAGUUCAUGUUUGGUUAACCCGACAUCGGUGGAAGAUCUUUCACUCUUUAAUGGAAAAGAGUGGAAUCGAUGAAAGUUAUCUACUUAUCUUUUAUAUUCUCUUUUGUGUGCCGACUAUUCCUCCUUUUUGACGUCUGAGAUCAACCCUACAGGCCUUUUCCUUCUUCCUUGAGUUUUAUUCUAAGUAUCUUUUUCACCAAGUCCCAGCCCAAACUUGCUUUCAUUCAAUUCAAAUUUUAUUUUGUGCGAGACAUAAUUAAGUAAUUUAUAUUUUUCUUUUCUUUUAA
Tripterygium wilfordii is the source of this 1848-nucleotide messenger RNA. Its product is annotated as PRA1 family protein A1-like. The coding region runs from base 259 to 858 and encodes 199 amino acids. The record is from RefSeq and is a predicted model, not a curated record. Gene Ontology annotation, cellular component: membrane. NCBI's taxonomy places the organism in Eukaryota, Viridiplantae, Streptophyta, Magnoliopsida, Celastrales, Celastraceae. The transcript has 8 exons.